Sabethes cyaneus is the source of this 1534-nucleotide messenger RNA. RefSeq names its product putative fatty acyl-CoA reductase CG5065. Gene Ontology annotation, cellular component: peroxisome. Gene Ontology annotation, biological process: long-chain fatty-acyl-CoA metabolic process. The coding region runs from base 26 to 1534 and encodes 502 amino acids. The record is from RefSeq and is a predicted model, not a curated record. Gene Ontology annotation, molecular function: alcohol-forming very long-chain fatty acyl-CoA reductase (NADP+) activity. The transcript has 10 exons. Lineage: Eukaryota; Metazoa; Arthropoda; Insecta; Diptera; Culicidae.
GACCAAUCAUAUUCACUGCUUUGAGAUGGAUGUCGAGAAUAACGAUGGACGCGACCGCAUCGGGCCCCUGUUUCGAGAUCGUCAUGUAAUGAUCACCGGUGGAACUGGAUUUAUGGGAAAAGUUAUGAUAGAAAAACUGCUAAGAUGCACCGAAGUAGCCAAAAUAUAUUUACUAGUCCGACCAAAGAAGGGUAAAUUACCAAAGCAACGCUUAGAAGAAAUGUUCGCCAAUCCGAUCUUUGCAUCGGUGAUUAAGCUCCGUGGUCUCGACACAUUGAUUUCCCAAUGCGUGCUGAUAGGCGGUGAUGUCAUGGAACCGGAUUUGGCCAUCUCGGAAGCGGACCGGCAGCUGAUAAUAGACAACGUGUCGAUUAUCUACCAUUGUGCCGCGACGAUCCGCUUCGACGAAGCACUCAAGAAAGCGGUUCUCCUCAACACCCGUGGAACGAAACUGAUGGUCGAACUGGCGAAGCAAUGUAAAAAGCUAGAGAUGUUCGGUUAUGUUUCCACCUCCUACUGCCACCUGAACGAGAAACUGCUGAUGGAAAAGCCCUACUCUCCACCGGCAGAUCCACAUAAGGUGAUCAAAGCUAUCGAAUGGCUCGAGGAUGAGGUGGUCGAUGGAAUGACCCGAAAAAUUCUCGGAGAAUGCCCUAAUACCUAUGCCUACACCAAAGCCCUUGCCGAGGCCCUCGUGGUCGAAUCGAUGAAGGACAUCCCAGCGGUUAUCUUCCGACCGUCGAUAGUGGUACCCACCUGGAGGGAACCGCUGCCCGGUUGGACGGACAACAUCAACGGACCGGUCGGCUUGCUGAUCGGUGCCGGCAAGGGCGUCAUCCGGUCGAUGUACUGCAACUCCACUGGCUACGGGGACUACCUACCGGUUGACUUUGGCGUGAGCGCAAUUCUCGUAUGCACGUGGAAUUACGUCGGUAGAAAGGAUUAUACACGAAACAUUUAUCAUUUAGUGAGCUCAGCCGAGAUGAAGGUAUCGUGGGAAGGCAUCAUAGAGAUUGGCAAAUCUAUUACGGCCAAAAAGGUACCGCUGAAUGGCGUCUUCUGGUACCCGGGAGGAACGAUGAAAAAAUACCGAUGGCAGCACAAUCUGUCCGCAUUUCUGUUCCACUGGAUUCCGGCGGUGCUAAUCGACUGCCUGCUGUACGUGCUCGGAUACAAACCGGUACUUUGCCGUGUACAUCGGCGGAUCGCCAAGGGAUUUGAAGUUUUUGAAUACUACGCCAACAAUCAGUGGGACUUUGACAAUUCCAACAUAUUGUUCCUGAGGACGAAAAUCAACGAAGAGGAAAAAGUGAAAUUCAAAAUUGAUGCCGGAGGUGUUGUUAUCGAGGAUUAUUUCGAGGACUGCAUCUGGGGUGCGAGGAGAUUUAUUCUAAAGGAAACAGACGACACGUUACCUGCCGCAAGAAGGCACAUGAAAAUCAUGUGGUGUGUGGACAAAAUUUGCAAAACCCUGAUAGUUGGUGCCUUUUUGUAUUACGUCGGAAUGUGGAUCUACAACUGCAUCUUUCAAUGA